Topomyia yanbarensis is the source of this 603-nucleotide messenger RNA. RefSeq lists its product as uncharacterized. The record is from RefSeq and is a predicted model, not a curated record. NCBI's taxonomy places the organism in Eukaryota, Metazoa, Arthropoda, Insecta, Diptera, Culicidae. The coding region runs from base 1 to 603 and encodes 200 amino acids. The transcript has a single exon.
AUGGAAGAUCCAGUAGAGGAUCCUACGCUGAUCUGGCGAAAACAGCUUGCGUCCCUGGAGAACAGCAUCACUCCAAUCGCCAGGGCUGCAGAAGACACCUCGCAAGAGGACGACCUAGUGACGUUGGUCGUUCAACAGGAAAUUUUGACAAGCCUCUACGAGCAGGCUUGCACGAUCAUACUUAAAAUUGAAGGCCGAACGGGCCACUCGAACCGAAGGGAGGCAUUGCUACCGAUCUACGUCAAGGCUAGGUCAGCCCAAGCAAGAAAAAUUCGGACGGAACAGCAGAGCGAAACCAACCAAGAUGGACGUUAUCGCCCUCAAUUAGAUCAAUCAAUCAUCUUAGGCAGUAGCCGAACAGACCAUUUACCUCGAUUGGAACUACCUAAGUUCCAUGGCUCAGCCACAGAGUGGCUGUCUUUCAAAGCGCGCUUCGAGAAGUGUGUAUCAACACUAACGGAGGACGCAAACAAAUAUGUGUUCCUCACCAAAUGCUUAGAGUACGAGUCAGCAAGGAACACUUGCGAGGCUCUCGAAAACUCCGGUUUACCAUUCAACGAGGCAUUGAUCAAACUGGAGGGAGAUUUCAUAAGAAACGGAUAG